AGCAACUGCAGGUCGGAGCCGGUAACCGAGUCGCGUCGAGGCUGUCGAGUUCGUUAAUAUUGUUCUUCGUGUUUACCUAAGUAUACGUGAAAGUUGUGAUGCUCGCGGAGUUCUAGGGUCGAAUUCUCCCGUGGUAUAAGAGCCCGCGGACGAUAUGGCCCCGCAUCCGUUUCUCCUCUCGUUGUAGCUCUCGUCGUCGUCGUCGUCGUCGUCCUCGUCCGUUGUUCACGUUAUACGUAAACGUGCGCGUAUGUGUAUGUGUGAGUGUGUGUAAGUGAGUGGUCCUCGUGCUGCUCCCCUCCUGGGGCACACCUUGUUUUGAGAUUCUCCGGAGCUCCACAUUGACUGCAGUGCUUACCGCGUGCUUCCCGCCCUCUACCCCUCGGCAUUUGUAUGUCCCUCUCGAGGAACAUUUCGUAGACGUGGACAUAUUUCACUUAUUCAUCUUAUUCAUCCUUUUGUCGCUCUCUAAUCCCUCCGAAAAGAAGACUUACCUCAAUCAUCAUGGACAAGAAGACAGCGAUUCAGAUGAUGCAGAGCGACUUUGCUCGCAUCAGUCAGGAAAAAGAGAAUCUUUCAAAGCAACUCAAGGACUCCGAGGAAGAUGUGAGAAAGUAUAUGAGAGAGUUGCUCUCUCAAGUGAAAACUGGCUCGUUACCGAUACUCUCCAAGACUCCAAAAGUAUCAAAGAAGAAGAACACCAAGAUUCAGUCAAUUCCUGAAAAUGAAGAAAUGGAAGUCGACUCUUCGGUUUCCAGCCGCAACGAUACAGAGUCGGUUUUGGAAAUGUCCGAUGCUCGUCCUGGUAGAGCAAAACGAGGAGCAUCUAUCAAAGCAGCUAAUAGUAUAAGAAAACAGCAGUCCAUAAAUUUAACGUCAAAGCUUAGAAGGCCAUCCAAAGAGGAUAGCGAAUCCCCCAGCAAGGAAAGUCGGAUAAAGCAAUCCAAGGCGUCAUUAGACAGUUCAGACGAUGAAGAUAUUCGACCUUCUAAGCCAAUUGCAACAAAUAAGAAAAUGCGAUCAAAAGAUAAAAAGAAUAAUACAGCUUCAGAAGUAGAAUGUGCAUUCGUUCAUUCCACAUUAGUCAAUGAAAAUGAGAAGAGCGUGUUGACAAAGAAAAAGAAGCGUAAGCUGGAGGAUCAGGAUGCAGAUCAGGAUUCAACUUUGAAGUCUGACAAAUCAAGUGACGAAACAUCAAAAACAGGACAGGCUAAAAAAGCUCGUUAUAUCAAUUCAACUCCGAAAAAUGAAGAAAAAGUGGCAGAAGAGAUAAACGUUAGUGAUAAACGAAAUACAGAAUCAAAGCGAUUUACGAGAUCAUCAAUGUCUUCUAUAAUCAAUGCCCCGGGUGCGCGGAGAAACAAAAAAAACGUCAUUAACGAAACCGUGGACAUGAGUAAUGUUGAUGAAACCUUGGCUUCAAUGUACGAAGAUGCAAUUAACAAGCCAAUUAGUAAUUCAACUAUGAAUCCAAACGCUGCAAUGAACUUGGAAAGAAUUAUGAAUGUUACUGUUUCGAUAGAACCCUUACCUUCUAAAACGGUUAUGAAUGAAACUGUCACUUUAAAAAAUUCCGUGUUCAAGGAACCUAUCUCUAAUAAAAAAGUUAAUGCAACUCAAACGAUGGUAGAGGCAAAAGAUUCUCGUGACGACAAAACACCGAAAAAUUCCGAAACUAUAAGAAAGUCGCACAGGAAUAUGAAUACUACUCAACAGAAUAAGAGAAUAGACCAGUUUAAUGAUUUUAUUACGGAUGAUGAAUCAUCACCAGAAAGAAAAAGACGCCGUUCAACUGUGCAGAGGCGAUCUACUAGGUCUAAUAAUAAUUCCUUGCUAAGUGACGAGGAUGAAAUUCAGCGCACUCCACCACAGGCGGCAACAAAAAUCAAAGAUGCGAAAUUGGCAUCAACAGUAAAAUCUACAUACAAACCAGCAGCAUUAUUCAGUCCUUAUGCUAAAGAUUCGGUUAAGAAGAGAGUUGAAGCUUUUGAGCAAGUGGCUAUUAGUCCAAAACAAGUUGAAACUGAAGUUGUUGCUAGAGUUACAAGGACAAAAACGCGCGCAUUAGCUGCUGCCUCUGAAACUCCUACACCAUCUAAAAGUUAUAAAUUGGCUUCAGAAAAAGCCACGAAAAUUCCUAUGGCCAAACACAAGGACUAUGACGACGUGAAAGAAAAUGAAAGUUCUAAUAUUGUGCGAUCAAAGAAAACCAAUUCUUUGGAGCAGCUGGUUCAAAAACAAUCCAGAACUACUCCACUGGGCAAAAGUCGUCUUUUGACCACUACUUAUCAAUUUUCAACUCCUUCCAACGCUCCUGUUAAUGCCUAUGGCAAGGCUUUAACCGGACCUCGUGGAAACAUUGUAACGCACGUCGACUCGUUUAUUCAACCGACAAAAUCGGCUUCAAAAUCAAUCGAUAAAGCGUCUGAAGAAAGAAGAAGACGAGCACAUGAUGAAGAUGCUCGACAAAAGCGUGAAGCGUUACUCAAAGUUCAGGCUGAAGAAAAAAGAAGGAAAAGGGAAGAAAAGGAGUUGAAAAACAAGUUGGCGAGGGAAGCUAAAGAGAAAUUAGAGCUUGAAAAAAGACUGAAAGCUGAAAGAGAAAGAGAAGAAAAAGCAAGAAUAGCUCAACAGAUGCAAGAAAAACAAAAAGAAGAAAUGGAGAAAAGACGCAUAGCUCAGAUACAAAGAGCACAAGAAAAAGAGGAAAAGCGAAAACAGGAAGAGUUGCUAAGGAUGCAGCGUCUGCAAGAGCAAGAGGAGCAAGAAAGAUUACUCGCUGAACAGAAACGCCGCGAGCAAGAGAUGGAAAAACGUAAGCAAGCGAUGAAAAUGAAAAGUCAGAUGGAAAAAGCUGUUCAACAGGCAAAGGUUAAGGCUAUGGCGGCGCAAAAGCAAGGGGCAAACAAUUACAAAAUCGAUAGUGAUCCCGACGAGGAAGACACUGAUGAUGAGUGCAAACCCAAGCAUCAGAUUCCACAAUGGGCUCUGAAAAAUAUACGGCAAGCACAAUUAGCAAUGCAGCAGUGUAUACCAAUGGGAUCUGUUUUGAAAUUUUUCGAUGCCAAAAAGUGUACCCCAGAUUUGAGGGAUUUGUUUAAAGGUAUCGAUCCCAAAAAACUAAAAAGAACAUCAAGUGCCAUUUGGAAAACACCACCUAGAUUUUCAAUGAUGAAUCGGUCUAUUAUUACAGACUGAAGCGGAUUUCGUCGUAUUGUGUAACUUAAAUUAUUACCAGAUAUUUAAUUACAAAUAAGUAUAGUUUUUAAUUUUUUUUACUAUAUCGACUAUAUUUUAUUGCAUUCUUCUUUUUUAUAAUCUAACAAUUGUAAUUUAAUGUUUACUCAUGCGACACUAAUACCAUGAAAUAGAUUAUUGUGAACAAUCUAAAAAAAAAUUUAUGUUACGUUACAAAAAAGUGACUCGUUAAAUAAUGGCCAUUAUUGUAGCAAGUUAUUGGUACAUAAUGUAAUUGCUGUAUUACCGAUUUUCUUUUUUUUUCUUUUUUAGAUUUAAAAUGUUGCAAGGGCUCAUUGUGCUGUCAUAGAUUUUUUCUUUGUUCUUAAAUUAUUGGAGAUCAAAUUGAGCCUCAUUGUUACAAUGUUUACUCUGUUUAUGUAGUAAAUUAAAGAUUUUUGCCAAACACAAGUGUGGAAAAAAAAAAAUAUCAAGUAAUUCAAAUGCAUGAAAUAACCUAAUAUCAAAAAUGCCACGUGUAGGUAUGUGUGCACUGCUCGCGAUGUUGGUCAAUCGAAAUUCGACCUAACGCACCGAUGAUUUUUCAGCAUGAAUUCCGGUCGCCACGGCCAUUUAGGUGUGAUCAAAUUUGUUGUUCCCGCUUUCUCGCUGCAGUUCUCCUCUAACCAGUGCCCCUCCCGUCACAACCGCACACCAACAUUCGUCUCUUAUUUCCCCACGGAGACCUGCAAUAUGUUCCCUCACCUCUUCUCCUUUUCUUAAAAAAUACUAGAACAGAUAAUUAUCAAUCGGUUGACCAGUUUACGCUUGACCGAAAAUUGAGAUUUUUUUUAAACGCCCAAUGCGCUUUGAUGUAACUUUGCGAUCUGUAGUCAUCAAUAAUUUUUGGCGUAUAGUUUAAUAUAAUUAUAAGUUAUUGAAAUAAAGCCUACACUAUCAUCAUUAUCCACAUAAUGGAUGCAUCGUGCAGUGGAAAAAACCACAGUAUCGAUUUUAGAAAGAUUAUUCAAUGAUUCUUGCCAGAAAAGAAACCGUCUUGCAAGUAAAUUGUAAAUUCUCUUACUUGGUUCAAACGUUGACCAAGUAGUUUGAAAAUUAAUCAACGAUCAUGAGGGAAUAAAAAAGUAUACUUACAACA
Molecule: messenger RNA, 4336 nt
Organism: Copidosoma floridanum
Lineage: Eukaryota; Metazoa; Arthropoda; Insecta; Hymenoptera; Encyrtidae
Gene: Incenp
Product: Inner centromere protein
Biological process (GO): metaphase chromosome alignment; meiotic spindle midzone assembly; mitotic cytokinesis
Cellular component (GO): chromosome passenger complex; meiotic spindle midzone; kinetochore
Source: RefSeq, a predicted model, not a curated record